This is a messenger RNA of Melanotaenia boesemani (Boeseman's rainbowfish), 840 nucleotides long. Its product is annotated as gamma-crystallin N-B-like. The transcript has 5 exons. NCBI's taxonomy places the organism in Eukaryota, Metazoa, Chordata, Actinopteri, Atheriniformes, Melanotaeniidae. The coding region runs from base 169 to 735 and encodes 188 amino acids. The record is from RefSeq and is a predicted model, not a curated record. Gene Ontology annotation, biological process: visual perception; lens development in camera-type eye. Gene Ontology annotation, molecular function: structural constituent of eye lens.
GAGGAAUGUUAUGGAAGCGGGAUUCCUCCGUGUUUUAUUGGCUGACGGUCCGGCGUUUUAUCCCUCUGGUGUUAUUUCGAAUGGUCAUCAUCACCGGUCAAAAAUGGACAUCAGAUGAUUUGUUUUAAUAUAAGAAGAGAGAUAACCCUUAAGUUGUGGUAGCUGCCAAUGGGCAGCAAGAAUGUAAGCCAACACACGAAAGAGAUUACCUUCUACGAGGGAAGAUGCUUCACCGGCAGGUGUCUGGAGGUCAGAGGUGACUGUGAUAACUUCCAGGACCGUGGCUUCAUGAACAGGGUGAACUCCAUCCGUGUGGAGAGCGGUGCCUGGAUCUGCUAUGACCACCCCGACUUCAAAGGCCAGCAGUACAUUCUGGAGCACGGCGAGUACCCCGAAUUCCAGAGGUGGAACUCCCACAACGACCACAUGGGAUCCUGCAAGCCCAUCCGCAUGCAUGGAGAGCACUACCGCAUCGAGCUGUUCGAGGGCUGCAACUACUCCGGUCAGUGUAUGGAGAUGUGUGAUGACUGUCCCUUCCUGCAGAGCCGUGGAUUCUCCAAGAACUGCAUCAACUCUGUCAGGGUCUACGGAGAUGGAGCCUGGGUGAUGUACGAGGAGCCCAAUUUCCGUGGCCGUAUGUACAUUGUGGAGCGUGGAAACUACUGCAGCCAUAACGAGUGGCAGGCCCAGAACCCCAACAUCCAGUCCAUCCGCAGAGUCGUCAACUACUUCUAAGCCCAUCAGCUUCCCUCUCCUGUGACUUUUACCAACGCUGUGAUCAUGUACAAUAAAUAAACCAAAACUAAAAGAAGAAAACAGGUUUUUUAUCAAACAAUGUCU